Messenger RNA from Colletotrichum gloeosporioides, 162 nucleotides. RefSeq lists its product as uncharacterized. The record is from RefSeq and is a predicted model, not a curated record. The transcript has 2 exons. Bases 1 to 162 code for a protein of 53 amino acids. Lineage: Eukaryota; Fungi; Ascomycota; Sordariomycetes; Glomerellales; Glomerellaceae.
AUGCCCGUUAUCGAUGCGAGACUCCUCCAGGAGGGGGCUGUUGAGGUUGGCACGAUGUUGAUGAAGAGGAGUGUGGAUCACACGGUGCUGGAGACGUUAGCAGUUGCGGCGACGUGUAUCUUUGGGGUUGGGGGCUUCAUCUACUGGAUCAAUAGGAAAUGA